Messenger RNA from Lynx canadensis (Canada lynx), 1950 nucleotides. It is a transcript of the gene NALF1, whose product is annotated as family with sequence similarity 155 member A. Gene Ontology annotation, cellular component: plasma membrane. Gene Ontology annotation, biological process: calcium ion import across plasma membrane. The record is from RefSeq and is a predicted model, not a curated record. NCBI's taxonomy places the organism in Eukaryota, Metazoa, Chordata, Mammalia, Carnivora, Felidae. Gene Ontology annotation, molecular function: stretch-activated, monoatomic cation-selective, calcium channel activity.
UGGGGAGGCGCUCUGGUCGCCGUCAGUGGGCAGCGGAGACGCGGCAUGCCCCUGGCAGGGGAGAGCGGGCUGUCCUCAGCGGGGCCAUGGGGACCCGCGCUGUGACAAUGCCUGGGUGAGAGAGGAUCAGCGCCAGCCACCCCGCCACCUCCACCAUCACCUCCUGCACUCAGCUCACCACCGGCCACCAGCCCCUGCCUCCUCCGACUGCCUCUCUCUCUCUCUCUCCCUCUUUCUCUCUCUCUCUCUCUCUCUCUCUCUCUCCAUUAUUGUUUUCCACUCUACAGACGAUGGGGUCGGCUUAUGAUUAGGUCGGGAGCAAGUCAGAUCUUCCUCCAAAGAUUGGUAAUAUUUAUGUAGGCAAAAAGAGAAAGGAGAAAGAGAGAGAGGGGGAGAGAGAGAGAGAGGGAGAGAGAGAGAGAGAGAGAGAGAGAGAGAACCGGGAGGAGGGGAUAAGGAAAUUAAACCCUUUAAGUCAAUGCAUAUUGUGGUGACACCGGCACAGGAGCCCUCACGGUGGAGUCGGCCAGGGCUGUGCGUUCCCAAAAUAUGACCAGGGGUGCUUGGAUGUGUCGGCAGUAUGACGACGGCUUAAAAAUCUGGUUGGCCGCACCCCGGGAGAACGAGAAACCGUUCAUCGAUUCAGAGAGGGCUCAGAAAUGGCGACUGUCUCUGGCAUCUCUCUUGUUUUUCACAGUCCUGCUCUCUGAUCACUUGUGGUUCUGCGCCGAGGCCAAGCUGACCCGGGCCCGGGACAAGGAGCAGCAGCAGCAGCAGCAACAUCAGCAGCAUCAGCAGCAGCAGCGACAGCAGCAGCAGCGGCAGCGGCAGCAGCAGCAGCAGCAGCAGCAGCGGCAGCGGCAGCAGGAGCCCUCCUGGCCCGCGCUCCUGGCGAGCAUGGGGGAGUCCUCGCCCGCCGCCCAGGCGCACAGACUCCUCUCCGCCUCCUCGUCCCCCACCCUGCCCCCCUCCCCGGGAGACGGCGGCGGCGGCAAGGGCGACCGAGGCAAAAACAACCGGAGCAAGGCUCUUUUUCUAGGAAACUCUGCCAAACCGCUGUGGCGCCUGGAGACUUGUUACCCCCAGGGCGCCUCUUCGGGCCAGUGCUUCACGGUGGAGAGCGCGGACGCCGUGUGCGCCAGGAACUGGAGUCGGGGGGUGGCGGCCGCGGGGGAGGAGCAGCAGGUGAGGGGGACGCAUCCAACUCCGCUCUGGAACUUGUCAGAUUUUUACCUUUCGUUUUGUAAUUCCUACACACUUUGGGAAUUGUUCUCGGGGUUAUCCAGUCCCAACACUUUGAACUGUAGUCUGGAUGUGGUGCUCAAGGAGGGCGGCGAGAUGGCCACUUGCCGGCAGUGCGUCGAGGCUUACCAAGACUACGACCACCACGCUCAGGAGAAAUACGAAGAGUUCGAGAGUGUGCUCCAUAAAUAUUUACAGUCGGAGGAGUACUCGGUGAAAUCCUGUCCUGAAGACUGUAAGAUUGUCUACAAAGCCUGGCUGUCCCAGUACUUUGAAGUCGCACAGUUUAACUGCAGAAAGACAAUUCCUUGCAAGCAAUACUUGGAGGUUCAGACGAGGUGUCCGUUCAUAUUGCCCGACAACGAUGAAGUCAUCUAUGGGGGACUGUCCAGUUUCAUCUGUACAGGGCUCUACGAAACCUUCCUAACCAAUGAUGAACCCGAAUGCUGUGAUGUCAGGAGAGAAGAGCGCCCCAGCAAGCCCUCCAGAGGGACGGUGGGGACCAGCGGCCCCUGUCACAGGACGUCACUCACAGUGUCAUCAGCAACCAGACUGUGCAACAGCAGACUCAAACUGUGUGUGCUCGUACUGAUUCUCCUGCACACAGUGCUCACGGCCUCCGCGGCGCAGAACAGCACGGCGCUGAGCGUAGGGGGCAUCAACGCGCUGGAAGACAGCUCGGCGCGCGAGGAGUAGCCGGGAGGGCCA